Molecule: messenger RNA, 1166 nt
Organism: Ochotona curzoniae (black-lipped pika)
Lineage: Eukaryota; Metazoa; Chordata; Mammalia; Lagomorpha; Ochotonidae
Gene: STC2
Product: stanniocalcin 2
Exons: 4
Coding region: 251-1162 (303 amino acids)
Biological process (GO): intracellular calcium ion homeostasis
Cellular component (GO): extracellular region
Molecular function (GO): hormone activity
Source: RefSeq, a predicted model, not a curated record
CAGGCACCGUUCUCGCCGUUGCCGGGCACUCGCCGCGCUGCUAACGGCCUGGUCACAUGCUCUCCGGAGAGCUACGGGAGGGCGCUGGGUAACCUCCACCCGAGCCGCGGCCGCCCGGAGGAGGGAAAGGCGAGCGAAGAGGAAGAGUGGGAGGAGGAGGAGGAGGGGAAGCGGCGGAGGAGGAAGAGGUGGAGGAGGAGGGGCGCACAAAGAAUCCAGGUCUCCUGGCGGGAGGUUUGCACCAAGAAACAUGUGUGCCGAGAGGCUCGGCCAGUUCGUGACGCUGGCUUUGGUGUUGGCCACCUUAGAACCGGCACGGGGGACCGACGCCACCAACCCGCCCGAGGGUCCCCAAGACAGGGGCUCCCAGCAGAAAGGCCGCCUAUCCCUGCAGAACACAGCAGAGAUCCAGCACUGUUUGGUCAACGCUGGUGAGGUGGGCUGUGGCGUGUUUGAAUGUUUCGAGAACAACUCCUGUGAGAUCCGAGGCUUACAUGGGAUUUGCAUGACUUUUCUGCACAACGCUGGAAAAUUUGAUGCCCAGGGCAAGUCAUUCAUCAAAGACGCCCUGAAGUGCAAGGCUCACGCGCUGCGUCACAGGUUCGGCUGCAUAAGCCGCAAGUGCCCUGCCAUUAAGGAGAUGGUGAUCCAGCUACAGCGGGAAUGUUACCUCAAACAUGACCUGUGCUCAGCCGCCCAGGAGAACAUCCGGGUCAUCGUGGAGAUGAUCCACUUCAAGGACCUACUGCUGCAUGAGCCCUACGUGGACCUGGUGAACCUGCUGCUGACCUGCGGGGAGGAGGUGAAGGAAGCGGUCACCCACAGCGUCCAGGCUCAGUGUGAGCAGAACUGGGGGAGCCUGUGCUCCAUUCUGAGCUUCUGCACCUCUGCCAUCCAGAGGCCCCCCACGGCACCACCCCAGCACCUGCCCCAAGCGGACAGGACCAAGCUCCCUCGGGCACACUCCAGGGAAGCCGGGCCCCACCUUGUGGAGCCCAGCAGCAGUAAGGAGACCAGCAGGGGAGCCAAGGGCGAGCGAGGGAGCAGGAACCACACAAACACCCACGCCCAGAGCCGAGGCAGCAGCCCUGGGGCCCAGGAACCUUCUGGAAGCAGUGAGUGGGAAGACGAACAGUCUGAGUAUUCCGACAUCCGGAGGUGAAAUG